Trachemys scripta elegans is the source of this 1545-nucleotide messenger RNA. RefSeq names its product cytosolic phospholipase A2 gamma-like. Gene Ontology annotation, cellular component: cytosol; nuclear envelope; nucleoplasm. Gene Ontology annotation, molecular function: calcium-dependent phospholipid binding; calcium ion binding. Gene Ontology annotation, biological process: glycerophospholipid catabolic process. NCBI's taxonomy places the organism in Eukaryota, Metazoa, Chordata, Testudines, Emydidae. The coding region runs from base 238 to 1545 and encodes 435 amino acids. The record is from RefSeq and is a predicted model, not a curated record. The transcript is spliced from 12 exons.
GUGAGAGAGAGAGAAGAUACUGCUUGAGAAUUGCUAGCAAAACAUUCUCCCCAGACGACCCGCAGACGACUGGCCAUCGGAAGAGGGACGCUGCCAAUUCAGCAUCACCUCUGAUUAUACAGAAAGAAGAAAACAGCUAUUAGAGGUUGACUUGAUCCUCCCAUCUGGGUGCUCCCUGAAGAGUCCAUUUGCCACUGAAGGAAGAAUUCCACAUCACCAGGAGCUCUACGGGGAAAUAUGGCAGAAGCUAUGGAGAGGUCUCAAUUCAAAAAGGAUGAUGGACGUGUCCGGCUUUCCCAUGAGCUCUCAGAGGGCGAGAAAGAAGCCACUGGGAACAGAAAGGCAAAAGUCCUGGAGUGCCUCAAGAGCCUUAACAGUGCCUGUGCUGAGGAUAACAUGCCCAAUAUCGCCGUGCUAGGAUCAGGCGGAGGUCUGCGGGCCAUGAUAGCCCUUCUGGGAACCUUGGUGGAGAUGAAGAAGCAGGGCCUGUUGGACACUGUCAUGUACCUGUGUGGGGUAUCGGGUUCCACCUGGUGCAUGUCUUUCCUCUACCAAGAGAAUGACUGGACAGAGAAAGUGCAGGUGUUGGAAGAACGUCUGUGUGAUACACUUUCCAAACCUCCAUGUGAUAUUCAAGAGGAAUUUACUAUUGCAACACAGGCGGCUGAAGAUGAACUCUUCUCUCUGACUGAUGUCUGGGCCUCUUUCUUUGUCUAUCCUACAUUGAAGCUGUAUGAUGAGACCAAAUUAUCUGAACAUGAUGAUUCCUCCAAAAAUGGGAAAAAUCCUUACCCCAUCUAUGCGGCAAUAGAAGCAAACCAAUUGGGUAAAGCAGGUGAAAACAGCCCAGGGACAUGGUUUGAAUUCACCCCCCAUGAAUCUGGCUUUCCCGGCCUGGGGGCAUUUGUGUGCACCGAAGACUUGGGAAAGAACAUCAAGGAUGGGAAUUUGCAAAAGAGGGAUGAGAAAAAUAUCUGCUACCUGCAAGGCUUAUGGGGAAGCGCCCUUGGAAGCAUGGCUGCAAACAAGAAAUAUUUAAUAGACUGUCUUAAGGAAAAAUUCCGAAAACUAAGAGAACAUCGGUAUGCAGUAGGUGAAGCAGAUACUGAUUACACUAGUGCACUUCAUCAGGGUGUCCUCCUCCUCCUCCAGAAGCUUCACGCUCAUGCCUCAGCUGGGGAAGACUGCGAGGGAAUCUUCAGGCAGCUGAAGGAAGUCCUGAAAGAGGAGAAUAGCAAGAAUUCCUACCUGAAGUGCUGUGACGUGAGUGAGACCCAGGAUUUGAAGAGCUGGGAAGAAAGAAUGGUGGAGUUCGCUGAACUCAUCCUUAUUUUUGAAAAGGAACUUGGAGAAAAUGUAUGGAGUGUAUGGCAAUUUUUAUGGAAAACCGUGACCUGUAUCUGUUACUGGACAUGGGGGUACACCAACAACUUUCUGUACACAAAUGGUAAGCAAAAUCCAUUUGAAUUGCACGUUCCACAUUUGUUUCUACAUCUGCGGUAUGAAUUUCCCUGUUUUUCAAGGUUCUGUUUUGACAGAGAAUAG